AUGGGUGUUAACAUUGAAUUUAAUGAUCAACAUCCCAGCCAAUAUGCAGCCAAAGUUCGCCAUUUUAACAUGAGUGAAACUGCAAUUAUUGGAAAUAAGAUUAAUAAGCUUCUUAGCAAGGGGGUUAUUAUUCCCUCCAUACAUGAGCUAGGUGAAUUUAUUUCAUCAAUCUUUCUCAGACUUAAAAAAGACGGCUCAUAUCGUAUGAUACUUAACCUCAAGUCUUUCAAUGAAUUUGUGAAGCAUCGCCAUUUUAAAAUGGACACUUUAGAUGCAGCAGUAAAAAUGAUGAAGCCAAAUU
Paramuricea clavata is the source of this 301-nucleotide messenger RNA. The record is from the annotation of a GenBank genome assembly. NCBI's taxonomy places the organism in Eukaryota, Metazoa, Cnidaria, Anthozoa, Malacalcyonacea, Plexauridae.